Molecule: messenger RNA, 1976 nt
Organism: Ilex paraguariensis (yerba mate)
Lineage: Eukaryota; Viridiplantae; Streptophyta; Magnoliopsida; Aquifoliales; Aquifoliaceae
Source: the annotation of a GenBank genome assembly
GCCUGCAUCUUCAAGACUAUUGGUGGUAAAAGGACUUGCUAAUAUGGAAGUGGGUGAACAGAAUAUCAAACUCCUUGCUGAAGAAGGGGUUAUACCACCUUUGCUUGAGAUGGCAUCUGGCAAUAUUGAAUCAAAAGAAGCAUCGUUAUCUGCGCUGGUUAAGCUUUCUGGAUGCCAUGAUAACAAAAAGCUUAUUGCUGCUGCUGGAGGAGUUCCUCUUGUGCUGGAACUAAUGUCCUCUUCUCAUAUUCGCACAAAUAUUAUUGCGAAAUGCUCUGAAAUCCUUGAAAGACUUUCUUCUCAUGGUGACGGAGUCAAGUUCCUUGUUGAUGAAAAUGGAACCCAAGUUGAUUUAAAGCUAGUGAUCAUGAACUUAUUGGCUUUUCAACAGAAUGCCAACUCAUCCAACAUUGUCCGCAGGCCUGCCUUGCGUGCACUGGUUGGAAUUUGUCAAUAUGAAGCUGGGCUUGUUAAGACAGCUGUUCUCAGUGCCAGUGGUGUUUCUCUAGUCCUCCCUCUUCUUGAUGACUCGGAUCUUGAAAUAAGAGAAGCUGCCAUAAAUCUACUCUUUCUAUUCUCCCAGCAUGAACCACAAGGAGUUGUUGAAUACCUUCUCAGGCCGAGGAGGCUAGAGGCUUUGGUCGGAUUUCUGGAGAACAAUGAUAAGGGUGAUGUGCAGAUGGCCGCAGCUGGUUUGUUAGCCAACCUUCCCAAAUCAGAAGUGUCAGUAACGAGGAGAUUAAUAGAAUUAGGUGGCCUGAAAGCAAUCAUAGACAUUAUACAAUCUGGUACCACCCAAGCAAAAGAAAAUGCUCUAAGCACUCUAUUCAGAUUUACGGAUCCCACAAAUCUUGAGUCACAGCGGAUAGUGGUUGAACUAGGUGCAUACCCUCUGCUUGUGGAUAUUCUUAGGGUUGGUUCAAUAACAGAAAAGGCAAGAGCAGCUGCUCUCAUUGGUGAUCUUUCCAUGCGUAGUUCGGAACUUACUGUUGUAUCUAGAAGAGCUAGCUUCUGGUGCUUCUGUCGCGCAAAUGUCACUAGAUGCCCAGCGCAUGGAGGUAUCUGUAAUGUGACAACCACAUUUUGUUUGCUAGAAGCAAAUGCAUUGCCUGACCUGGUGGGGCUAUUACAAGGAGAGGUCCAUGCAACAGCUUAUGAAGCAAUUCAAACACUUUCCACUCUGGUUCGGGAAGAUUCUCCUCAAAAAGGGGCCAAUGUUCUGCAUGAGAAUGGUGCGAUUGGACCCAUAUUACAUAUUUUGACAUGGGGAUCGGAGUCAUUGAAGGAAGAAGCAUUGGGACUCUUAGAGAAGGUCUUUAUGUCGAGGGAAAUGGUAGAAUACUAUGGAUCAACAGCUAGACUGCAUCUUGUUCAUUUGACUGGCCGCAGCAUUAAUGAAGAAGGGCAUCUUCAGAGGAAGGCUGCUAGAGUCUUGCUACUCACUGAACGUUAUUCAAGAUCAUCAAGAACUCUUGUAGUGGGACUACCUGGGUGAAAUUCCUUGCGAUCACUUUAGAAUAGAGUUAAUUCUACUCUUCUGUGCAUGGUUGAUGCUCCCAUGGUUCAGGAAUUGAGAACUGAGAUGUCAAAGUUUCAAGAGAUUGAUAAUGUCUUGAUGAAGGAAAAUACUAAAGAGAGCCUGUAUUGGUAUGGAACCUCAACCAAGUCUCUUUUAGGAAAAUAAUGUUACAUGUGGAAAGGUUUAUAAUUUCGAGUUUCCUUAGAGCUGUUUAGUUCACCGAGUAGGUUAGGAUAGAUUAGGGUGUUUCAUCCAACCCAUUCCUACCCUAUCCAAUUCUGUCUAGAAAUAAUAAGUAAUUUGUAUCUAAUCCACUGUUUGGUUAGCAUAUAUGAAUAUUGUGGGCUGCCCAUGGAUGAAGAUGAACCCAUGUGCUCUAUGUUCCUGUAAACUUAUUUUAACUACCAUUUUGCUACUGUGCUCCUAAGACAAUUAUUAUUCAAUCAAAGCAGUUGCG